UUCAACGAGAACCACUAGCUUUAAUCUUUCUGGAGAAAACAAGACAAAGAGAUUCUGAUGAGAAAGAGAGAAAAAUUUUACAAAACAAAAGGACCAAACACACUAGUUAAGUAAUGAUAAUACACUCUCCAUCUCCUAUCCAUCGCACGAGUUUCUCGAACAGUCGAAGUAGAUCUCAGUGUCAGAGCCGCUUGGUGACUAGAUCGGCGGCGGUUCGUAUAUCCACGGGGGCUAUUGGGGUCGUAGCAGCGGCGGUGGUUAUGAUGACUUCUGUGUCUACAGCUUACGCAGAGCUUCCUCCUCCGCCGCAAGACGGUGAAACGCUAUCAAACGUACCGCAGACGCUAUCAGGUGAAGACUGCAAGAAACAGAGGAUACAACGACCCAAAUCCAAGAACGCAGAGAAAUGCACUGUUAAAUGCGUCAACACUUGCAUUCGCGGUGGAGACGGAGAAGGACCGCUCAAUAUCAGAAGGCCAUUAGUGGUGUUCAAACAAGGGUUUCGUAGCCGUAAUUACUGCUUAGUGGAAUGUUCGGAUAUAUGCAACUUGAUCGGAGAUGGUGACUAUGGACCUUGAAACGUUAUCAAAAAGAAGAAACUAUGGAUAAAGGACCUCAUGUACCUUCAUAUUAUUUUUUUGUAGAGUGUUGUUAAGUAUAAUAUUAAUUGAUGUUAAACGCGAUUUAAAAUGAUAUAAAUGUCUAUAACAAAAUUUGAGAGUGUCUUAAGCAAAAUAAAAUUUGAGAGUGUCUUGUUUCUU
Messenger RNA from Brassica oleracea var. oleracea, 761 nucleotides. RefSeq lists its product as uncharacterized. Lineage: Eukaryota; Viridiplantae; Streptophyta; Magnoliopsida; Brassicales; Brassicaceae. The coding region runs from base 114 to 578 and encodes 154 amino acids. The record is from RefSeq and is a predicted model, not a curated record. The transcript is spliced from 3 exons.